GAUCAAACUAAGGGUACGUUCUACAACUUUUAACUCCACCAUCCCCGUGACGCAAAUCUCAAGACCUAGGGGCUUCGGAUCUUAAAAAAAUAAUAUAAUAAUUAAGCCCGUUAAACGUGACCCCACCUGAUCCAUCACACACAAGCCCACUUUACUGGGCCCCCACACCGACCUUUGCUCCAUCGUUGUAUUUAUCCUUUCCAGGCCGACAUUUCCGGUCACUUCCCUUCCACGUGUCCGCAUUCUCAUUGGCUGGCCUCCGUACACCGUGUCUCUCUCUCUCGAACUUUUUGCUUUCUCACUCCAUGCCUCCCUCGCCGUUCACGUACGUUUUAUCACAGAAUUUAUUACCGGACGGAACGGUAGGAACGUAGCUGGAUGGGAAAUCAAUACGAAUGGGAAUUGAAUUGAAGGGGAAGAUGGAGUGAUUACAUGAAUCAAUAAUUUUAUAUUAUUUUUAAAGGUAAACGUUAGUUUGAUAUAUUUAAUUAGAUGCUAAUUUUAGGUUGUCGAAUUCCAGACUUUGAGGUUCAGAAUCAGUGGUAUUUUUUUCACGGGAUCAACCUUUAAACCGAUAUCAAUUUAUUUCGGAAAAUAAAUUUUAUCCAUACUCAUUCUUUAUCCCCUUCCUUAGACCAAACUUCUCAGGGAAAGGAUAUGGAAGAAGCCCUGUGCUUAAGCUCGACUCCAUCAGUAGUGGAUUAGGUAAAGAAGGUAGUUGUGAACGAUUCCGUUCUUCUUGAAAAAAAACUGUUGCUAUCAAUGAGUCAAUGCCCAUACCUGGCUCGCCAGGGUUCUGAUUUGCAACAAAGUGCCAACCUCUUAGCUCCUAAAAUCCAAAAAUGUAUGCACAGUUAGUUCUCCUGCGCUAAAAGGCUUUUCUAAUAUUUAAGUACAUGAUCAAUGAAACGAUCCCCCAAGUACUUUGUAUUGUUAACGAAAAGAUAUAAAGAGGACAAAUAUUUCAAUAUUUCAUCGCAUCUGUUGAUUAAAUAAAAGAAGUUUAGAAUAACUAUUGUACAUAGCCCUAGCAAUUUUCUGUUGAAAACAUGAUUAAAUCCGGAUUAGCAAAAUCCAACUUCUCGUAACUUCAAUUUAAACAAUCCAUCAUACAUACUUACUUGGCUUCCUAAUCAAAGAGGGCUAAUAAGUUGUACUAUAUUUUUUAUUGCUACUAAUCUCAGAGUUCAGAUUUUUUUUUUUAAAUUAAAGGACGAGGAAACUUGCCGACUCCCCAGACACUUGUCAGAAUCUGGACGGCUACCACACCGUCCAAAAGCUAUUCAAUUCACACAAAUCAACGGCUUCACGUCCGUUACAACAGUUACCAUUGGAUCCUCCUCCUCCGUCCUCUCCCUUUUCCCUUUCCUUCCUCCGACGCGUCAAACCCGCGUUCCCAAAACUAGUAUAAAACCCUCCUUCACUACGCUUCCACAUUUCAUCAAUUCCAUUCAAUCAUCACCCCAAAACCCACAAAAGCACACUACUUUACUCUCUCACAAAAGCUCUACUUAUUACUCUCGAAACAAAAAAUGGCGGAAGAGUUCAACAAGAGCAGCACCGUGCACGACAACGUGGAAGCCACGGACCGCGGUUUGUUCGAUUUCGCGAAGAAGAAGGACGACGAGAAGGAAGCCGGAGUGAUGUCGGCCGAGUUCGAGGAGAAGGUCCACGUUUCCGAGCCUGUUAAAGAGGAAGAGAAGAAGGAAGAAGGCGGUAGCUUGCUCUCCAAGCUUCACCGAUCCGGCAGCAGCAGUUCCUCCAGCUCCUCGAGCGAGGAGGAGGUAGAGGAAGAGGGGAAGAAGAUCAGGAGGAAGAAGGACAAGAAGAAGAAGAAGGGAGAGGACACGUCGGUGCCCGUGGAGAAGUGCGACGACGUCGCUCCGGAGGAGAAGAAGGGGUUCAUGGACAAGAUCAAGGACAAGCUACCCGGCAAGAAGAGUACUACAGCUGAGGAAACCCCUGUCGUUGCCGUGGCGCCUGCACAUCCGCCGGCGGUGGCUGCGACGGAGCCGGAGGAGAAGAAGGGGUUCCUGGAGAAGAUCAAGGAGAAGCUGCCUGGGUAUCACGCCAAGGGAAGCGAGGCCGAGGAGAACAAGGAGAAGGAGAAAGAAAGCCACUAGAAAAAUAUGUAAAAAAAAAAAGAGAAGAAUUUAUGGGUUUUAAAUUUACAAGAAGUUGUUUUUUUGCUGUAAUUUGUGUCCAUGAUGCAUAGUUGUGUGCAACUGUGUAAUCGUGUGUGCCUUUUCGGGUUUUUUUUUUCCAUUUCGAUUUGGACAUGUUUGUUUGUUGCUAUUUUCUCCUUGUUUUAUAAAAUAUGAGCACUGGUGCUUGAUUGUGCUUGUAUGUAUGUAAGUUUGGUUGGUUGGUUGAUAUUAUCACAAGGUUUCUCCCUUUUUGUAAUGCGUUUCGCAUCUCUAAUCACUCUAUGCCAUUUCUAUUAUUCGCUAAACCAAGUGAAAUGUAAUUCGGGUCAUUAUAGUGUAACUGUUGCAGCUGAGGGAAACUAGUUUUGUAUGAGCUAGAUUCCGAGAGUAUUUGGUUGCGCAUUUUCUUCUAAUCUGCAAAAAAAAAGUUUCCCGUUACGAAAAAGAGUGGACUGCAGUAGAAGUCGGAAGAGAUCGAACGAGUUCUCAAGUUCAAAUCCCUUCAGUAGCACCUAUUUUAUAUAAAAAAAAUUAAUUUAAUUAGCAGAGGUAGCCUGGAGGUCUCUGGAAAUGGAAAGAAUUGAGGGGAAGGUGGCGGUCAACGUUUCUGGAGAAGUAGAGAGGAAUACAAAUGGCGAGAGGUGAUUGGACGAUUAGGAUUCUUCUGGAUCUGGGAUUAUUCGGUUUUUUGUUGUUGUUGUUGUUUUGAUUAAGGGCAAAGGUGUAAUUGUAGGGUCGUGGUCGGAAGUUAAUGGACACACAAGUGGCCGUGUCUUGUGUCCAUUUUUGGCUAAAGUUACAUUGAACUGGCCCAGAGCAUUAUUUCUGGGUCUGUAUAUGUUUAGGUGUGUUGAUUAAAUGACAACAAUAAACGAAAACCAGAUGAAAUCAACACGGUUCAACUUAGUUUUUUUUAUUUUUUUAUUUUUAUGAAUUACUUAGUUUUAUUUAUCGUUCUAUAUCCUUAAAUAGAUACACUUAAUUUUGUAAGCCUUGGGGCUUCUACAUGCAAUAUGAUCUGGAAUGUAUUUUUAUAAGAGAGAUUUGGAAGAUUUAGAAGUAUCUUUAUAAGGAUAAAAACUUAGACUAGACUCUUGAGCUUUCAGCUUUAUGACUACACUAAUGAAUUUUUUCAUGGUGACAACAACUUCAAUUCUCUUUUUCUUUUUUCCUUUCUUCACUCGAGAGCCUGAAUCCACUAUAAAUCAGUGUUUAAGACGUAUCGUAUAUCGACGGCCGGAUCGAAAAAAAAUCUCUAUCGAAAUAGGUAGCUUUAACAAUAUGCAACGUUUAAAUCCCAAUUGAACCCUAUUUCAGCACAAAAUACCUUAACAAUAUAAAACGUUUAAACCCCGAUUAAACCUUAUUUCAGCACAAAAUAUCAUAUCGCUGAUUUUUUCGAUACAACUUCCGAUACUGUUUCACGAUAUUUGCUCUAAACCAAAUCAAACCAACUCAUGAAUCUCUAUAUACAUACGAUAUGCAUACCAUUAAGUUUACCCAUCGAACUCAGGAUAUGUCAAAAUCUAAAUGGGUCCUACUAUCAUUAACUCCUUUGAAUUGUGUAUAAUUAGGGUACAAUCAUGCAAUUGCUUUCCACGUCGACUCGUGUGUUUUUAUUUCCCUUUCUUUCGGUUGCUUUAUUAGGAGACAGCCAAACUUUGCGAAAAAUUGCUGACAAGAGAGUAUGGGGUGUGGGUUCGCCAUUAUUAUACAUAUACAGUCGUGACUUGAUUUGCUUUGCUUGCUAGGUUCUUCUGCAGACGACGGAGACGCUCCAAUAUCCCAGGCAGCAACGAAGAAGAAUAAUUAAGUAGAGACUGAGACAGCAAGGAAGGCACUAAUUAGAAGAAAGCUGAAAUUUUCUGAAUGAUUCGUUGGAGGAGGACUUGAGGGAGAAGCUGCUUCAAUCGUUGGCAAAACCUUAAAGUCUGUAGACUUAAUAAAAUGGAAAGUGGGGU
Linum trigynum is the source of this 4108-nucleotide messenger RNA. The record is from the annotation of a GenBank genome assembly. Lineage: Eukaryota; Viridiplantae; Streptophyta; Magnoliopsida; Malpighiales; Linaceae.